Leguminivora glycinivorella is the source of this 1250-nucleotide messenger RNA. RefSeq names its product NADH dehydrogenase [ubiquinone] 1 alpha subcomplex subunit 13 (gene ND-B16.6). The transcript is spliced from 3 exons. NCBI's taxonomy places the organism in Eukaryota, Metazoa, Arthropoda, Insecta, Lepidoptera, Tortricidae. Bases 56 to 514 code for a protein of 152 amino acids. The record is from RefSeq and is a predicted model, not a curated record.
GUUUACUUGUCACUUGUCAGUUUGUCAUUGUCAAAGACAGUCAAUCGAAAGCAAAAUGUCCUGCACUUCAGUGGUUAGAAAACAGGAUUUGCCUCCUCCGGGGGGCUACAAGCCCAUCCCCUACAAGAGAAUCCCGGCUAAACAAUUCUUUAGCGGAUAUGCCAUGUUCGCUGGCUUCAUCGGCAUGACCACCGGAUCUCUCUACCUGUACUACCUCAACUACAAGCAGAUCAAGAAGCACGAGAUCGAGAUGCGUUCGGCCAAGAUGGCCAUCUACCCGAUGCUGCUCGCCGAGCGUGACCGGGAGUACCUCAAGCAGCUGCGGAGGAACAGGGACGCUGAGGCGGACCUGAUGAAGGACGUGCCUGGAUGGGAGGUCGGAACCUACUACGGCGAGAAGGUAUACAAGCUGCUGCCCCCGGACACACUUGUGGAGCCCAUCUUCCACGAGUAUUACGCCCACACUGACCCCAUGGCGUGGUACAAGCGCGCCUACAUAAAACUCCUCAGCUAAAUGGACCAAUGGGGACUGUGGACUGACAGUUGUGAGCUGUAACAUCUGUUUUUAUAGCCCUGAUAUCUUAUUUUAUAUUUGAGGAGGCCUUUGGCACUAGUCCGACCAGGCCCCGUAGCCGAAUAAUGGCAUUUCUACGACGUCAAACGCCGCAGAAAUGCAGUCUGGCUCUGUCGCGCCAAUACGCAAGAGCGAUAGAUAGCUACGAAAGAGAUAUUAUCGUGAGCGUUUGUGCUUUGGACUGCGCACACAGAAGCGAGUAAACGAUGAAACGAACAAAAGAUAGUCGCCCCCGUGGAAAUAAAAGAGAUAGCGAAUGAUUUAUACUUCAUCGGUCUAUGACGAACGCUCGCGCUAUCGUCGCGUCUCUUUUAUUUACACGGGAGCCACUAUCUUUUGUUCGUUUCUAUUGCUGAUAGCUCAUCGCUUUUGCCACCAGUGCCUAAGAGGUCCACCCCGAAAAACAUUUAAAAUUUCUAUCGCUCGAAUAUGUAGCAAUAGAAUUAUAUGCAUAAUGAAAUUGAGAUUUUCGCUUUUGUGGAAUGCCUGGGGUAUAAAAACAGAGCUUUACAACAAAAUUUUACUAAAGUUAUGUAAUUUAAUCAUGGUCCAUGUUAUUAGAGGAUGUCGGAGUUAGUUCAAAUGAAUGAGGGUGUAGAUUGACUGCCACUGCUUUCCGUUUUUAAAACUAUUUUAUUUUAGCCGUUAAUUUACAAAUAAAUCAAUAUAAGCAGUC